Messenger RNA from Acanthamoeba castellanii str. Neff, 1137 nucleotides. RefSeq names its product PH domain containing protein. Lineage: Eukaryota; Discosea; Longamoebia; Acanthamoebidae. Bases 1 to 1137 code for a protein of 378 amino acids. Gene Ontology annotation, biological process: signal transduction. The record is from RefSeq and is a predicted model, not a curated record. The transcript is spliced from 8 exons.
AUGUUCAGCUCGCUGCGAGAUACGUUUUCUGCUGCUGCGGAUGGCGGCAACAUGACGGUGGGUGCCCUCAUGCAGAGUAAGACGCGACCCGCCCUCACAGGCUACCUCGUCAAAGAGGGAGGCGUCGUUAAAUCGUGGAAGAAGCGAUUCUUCAUCCUGCACGAAUCCACGCUCUACUACUUCCGUGAUAAUCGCAAGGACACUAUACCAGCGGGCAGGGUGAGCCUGCGCGACGCGACCGUGCGCACGGCGGGCACGGUUACAGGCAAGCUAAACUCUUUCGGGAUUCAAGCAGCAGACCGAACAUACUACUUCCAGGCGGAUUUGGGUCUCACUCUUGGCCGCGACGUUGUAGAUUCGGACAAGGAGCGGCAGAACUGGAUGCUCGCCUUGCACGCAGCCACUGCCGACAGCGAGGGAAAGGACAGGUUUGGUGGGGGCAGCCUCCGGGAAGAUUCUCAGGAGGGGUCUACUCCCCAGGCCAUCUGCACCAGCGAUCGCGCAUUCGUCACCCAGGCGGCUCGGUGGCUCAUCUCCACCAAAGGCAACACCACCCGAACCAUCGCUUUCGCUUUCUCUUUCGCUUUUGUCCGCGCUUUCGCUGAUGGCUAUUCGCCAGGCGUCUGGGCCAAGGGGCUGUUCUGCGAAGCCGGCCUCUCACACGAAGUUGCUGCGAUACGGAAACAAGUGGCGUCCGCUCACGUCGCCGUUUCCACAGGAGGCGAGAUCGACAUUUCGCAUAUGUGUCCGCACUCAGUAGCCGCGGCCCUCAAAAUGUCAUUGCGUGAAUCUGGCCCGCUUAUCCCGCAUUCGCUGUUCCUGCGGUACGUGGCUGUGGCUGAGGGCCACAAGAGCGAUCGCACACGGCGACGAGAGCUAAAGGCCCUUUUCGACGACCUGCACACAUCUCAACAACAAAUCCUCAACUUGGUCGUGGCGCUCCUGCAGGAAACGAGCGAUCGAGCACCCGAUGAGGGCACGCCGGCUAGUCAUCUCUCAGUGAUCUUUGCGCCGCUCAUCGCUCCCAACCUGGAUCUACCGAGCUACUUUCCGCAGCUCGCCUACAAUGCUCUCCUUCUCAUCACCAAGGACGACGGUGACGACGACGACAAUGGCGACCAUGUAGUAGCGGUCUAA